Molecule: messenger RNA, 3834 nt
Organism: Oncorhynchus gorbuscha (pink salmon)
Lineage: Eukaryota; Metazoa; Chordata; Actinopteri; Salmoniformes; Salmonidae
Product: LARGE xylosyl- and glucuronyltransferase 2-like
Exons: 15
Coding region: 744-2999 (751 amino acids)
Biological process (GO): protein O-linked glycosylation via mannose
Molecular function (GO): glucuronosyltransferase activity; xylosyltransferase activity
Source: RefSeq, a predicted model, not a curated record
UCAGUCAAGAGCGGAGUGUGUGAGUGCACACACAAAAGAGAGAGAACAGACGAUAGAAAGAGAGAGCGGUUCUAUUCUGGUGUGUUUGUCUCCUCCAGACACCCAGGACUCCUCUGUCUCUCUCUACCCCGGCAGGGUGCUUGCUGAUGGUGUAACACUAGAUCGGCUCAGCCUCCCUCCUUUGGGAACUCUGGAGCUCCCUCUCUCACCUUCUGUGUUUGCUCUCCACCGACUGGCUGACUUUCUUUAUUUGGAGAGUGCGAGAGUGUGUUUUACUCGGCAGGAUUAGGCAGUCUGUAUGCACUCUGGUACAAGCUGGUACGGUGGAGGGCGUUUCGUUCGUGAGUGUGUUGUUCGCCCUCUCGCUCUGCGAGCCACACUCAAGUCUCUCAUGCACCCUUCGGCUCUAACGGAAACACGCACCUACUAUUCCCAAGGAUUUGGGAUAUGUGUAUAAAGGUUUAUCCUUCUCUGAAUUGUGGAUACAGAGAGGACUACACAUUACAACUUCACUGAGCAGGUUGAGAGAGGGAGGAUUUCCCUCUUGUAUUACCCUCUGUCCAGGCUGACCAGUGAGGUCUCCGAGUACCGAGGGGCUGCUUUUCCCAUUGACGCAAUUUCAGAUAGCGAACCUGAUGAGAGGAUGCAGCAGGAAGCAGAUGAGCGACUGAGCCCCACCUGAGCCCUGACCCCUGACCCCUGACCCAUCACCUCCCACCCCCGCCCCCACCGGCCAUCCCAUCAUGCACCUGCCAUUUCGAGGUCGUCUGAAGCUGCUAGUGGCAUCUUUGACCGCCGUCAUCCUGCUCACCUGGCUCUACCUGCUGGCUGGGAACCUGGAGAAUGGGCGUUCUCUCCUCCUGUCCCCCUGUCUGUCAGAGACCCCCGAGGCACGGGUUCUAGAGCGGGCGGUUCUAGAGUCGCGGGUGCGCGAGAUGGAGGAGGAGAACAGGCAGAUCCGCUUGCAGCUCAACCAAUUGCAGGGCACGGCUGGCCAGCCCGCCGACGGUGGUAACUACGGCAAUGCGGCGUGGGGGGCAUCAGCUGACACUGGGCCCGAGGAUGUGGAGAACACGGCAGAGGAGAGAGCCAAUCACACCGAGUGUCCCCGUUCGCCCACCAUACUGAAGUGUGAGCUGAUCCAUGUAGCGUGCGUGUGUGCCGGUCACAACGCCAGCAGAGAUGUGGUCACCCUGGUCAAGUCCAUCCUGUUCCACAGGAGAAACCCUCUCCAUUUCCACUUCAUCACAGACGCAGUAGCCAAUCAGAUCCUGAGUUCUCUGUUCCAGUCCUGGAUGGUUCCGUCUGUACAAGUUAGCUUCUAUGACGCAGACGAACUCAAGUCGGAGGUGUCAUGGAUACCUAACAAGCACUACUCAGGUAUCUACGGCCUGAUGAAGCUGACCCUAACCAAAGCGCUGCCCUCUGACCUCACAAAGGUCAUCGUCCUGGAUACGGACAUCACCUUCGCCACCGACAUCGCUGAGCUCUGGGCCAUCUUCAGGAAGUUCACUGACAAGCAGGUGAUAGGUCUGGUGGAGAACCAGAGUGACUGGUACCUGGGGAACCUGUGGAAGAACCACAAACCCUGGCCCGCCCUGGGACGAGGCUUCAACACUGGGGUCAUCCUGCUCUACCUGGAGAGGCUGCGACGGAUUGGCUGGGAGCAGAUGUGGAGGCUGACCGCCGAGAGAGAGCUGAUGAGCAUGCUCAGUACCUCGCUGGCGGACCAGGACAUCUUUAAUGCGUUCAUUAAGCAGAACCCAGUCCUAGUGCAUCAGCUGCCCUGCUUCUGGAACGUUCAGCUGUCUGACCACACACGGUCCGAACAGUGCUACACAGAGGUGUCUGACCUCAAGGUGAUCCAUUGGAACUCUCCUAAGAAACUUCGUGUGAAGAACAAGCAUGUGGAGUUCUUCAGGAAUCUCUACCUUACUUUCCUCGAGUAUGAUGGGAACCUACUGAGACGAGAGCUUUUUGGCUGCCCCAGCCAGGCCACCUCAGAGAGCGUUCGGUUACAAGGAGAUCUGGAGGAGCUGGAUGAAGACGACCAAUGUUAUGACUUCCGGCGGGAGCGAAUCACAGUGCACCGCGUGCACCUCUACUUUCUGCAGUACGAGUACACGCCAGCCGGGGAUGACACAGACGUCACGCUGGUCGCACAGCUCUCCAUGGACAGGUUACAGAUGCUGGAGGCCAUAUGUAAGCACUGGGAAGGACCUAUCAGCCUGGCCCUGUACAUGUCAGACGCUGAGGCCCAACAGUUUCUGCGUUACGCCCAGGCCUCUGAGGUGCUGAAGAACCGUAAGAACGUGGGCUACCAUAUCGUUUACAAGGAGGGCCAGUUCUACCCCGUCAACCUGGUGAGAAAUGUGGCCCUGAGGAACGCCAACACACCCUAUGUGUUCCUGGCAGACGUUGACUUCCUGCCCAUGUACGGCCUCUAUGAUUACCUCAGAAGGUCAGUGGUCCAGUUAGACAUGGCCCACACUAAGAAAGCUCUGGUUGUGCCGGCCUUUGAGACGCUGCGCUACCGCCUCUCCUUUCCCAAAUCCAAAGCUGAGCUGCUCUCCAUGCUGGACAUGGGGACCCUCUACACCUUCAGGUAUCACGUCUGGACCAAGGGCCAUGCUCCUACCAACUAUGCCAAGUGGAGGACAGCCACCACGCCCUAUAAGGUGGAGUGGGAGGCAGACUUUGAGCCCUAUGUGGUGGUGAAGCGGGACUGUCCUGAGUACGACCAGCGCUUUGUUGGAUUUGGCUGGAACAAGGUCUCCCAUAUCAUGGAGCUAGAUGCGCAGGAGUAUGACCUGAUGGUUCUGCCCAACGCGUUCAUGAUCCACAUGCCACACGCACCCAGCUUCGACAUCUCCAAGUUCCGCUCCAGCCCAGGCUACCGAUACUGCCUGCAGACCUUAAAAGAAGAGUUCCACCAAGACCUGUCCCGGAAGUACGGCGCAGCCGCCCUCAAGUACCUUACUGCUCAGAGGAACAUCUAAACCAGGACUCCCAAGGGCCACUGGGCUUCAUACCUAGGGCCCGAAUGGCCCCCAUGCUGCUGCCUCGCAAGUCUAAAGGGGUUUGGGAAUACUGGCAACUAUCAGCCAAUAUCACUACUAAGCUUGAAUAGCUUUAAAGUCUUGUAGAACAUUCUAGAGAUGUGUUAGCUAAACUUUCUGGGGUGGUUUGGGCUGGGAUGACCCACCCAACUAUGCUAUAAUGGGUUAUGACCCAAACUGGAAUAAAAACAAAGAACCAAACAGAUCAGACAUGACAGUGGUCACACGAUAUUGGGCUCACUGGGAAGACGUUUCUCUGAAAGGGAUGAGAGGUUGACUGAUUUAAGUCUGGGAGUAAGUGACGAUUAUCAUGAUUUGUUCUGACAAUCAGGGCCUUUUCUGAGGAAAACACAUUUCAAACCAAUCCGUCCACAUGGGAUAUCUGUACCUGGAACUCAAGGACAGGAAUUUGGGGAAACACAGACCUGAAAGAAAAGAAAGUUGCAUCUUCCCUGGUCUCUUCAAGGGAAUGAGUCGGAAUCACGUUCGGAGUGACCAAUCGAACUGGAGAAACAUUUAAGCCUUAUAAUUUUCCAUUAUAUUUAAUAAGAUAUUUAAUGAUAUCAGUAUUUUUCUCAAUGUAAAUGAUUAUCAAUUAAUAACAAACAAAUAUGGCAUACAUACACUAUCAGUCAAAAUGUUUAGAACAUUUACUCAUUCAAGGGUUUUUCUUUAUAUUUACAAUUUUCUACAUUGUAGAAUAAUACUGAAGACUGCACUUGAUUGGCUCAAACACAUUAAGAAGGAAAGAAAUUCUACAAAUGAACAUAAGGCA